AUGCCUGCACUGCUGCCGAACGUUCUGCGGACGGAUCAGCCUCAUCGGAUAUUGGAAAACCAGAGGCAACAACAACAACCCAAAAACUACAUCUGCUGUCUCCGCAAGCGCUUCCAUCUAUACCCCUACAUCAAUCGCCCCCCCCCCACGACGGAGAAAAUCAUCAUCGCUGGUGACAACACUUCUUAUGCCGACGUCGUCGACCCCACUACCUCAAUCACUCAUUCCGCAAACACCGCGAAGACGAAUACUGCCCUCUCCAACCCCACCAUCGGCGAGAACACCUUCAGCAGCCCGUCAACCACUACCACACUCACCCUCGGUACGGACUUGAUCCAAUCCUGUCGUGAUUGCGAGCGAGCCUUCUCACUGCACAUCGGCUUGGCGCAUCCAUCGUACUGA
Messenger RNA from Dibothriocephalus latus, 402 nucleotides. NCBI's taxonomy places the organism in Eukaryota, Metazoa, Platyhelminthes, Cestoda, Diphyllobothriidea, Diphyllobothriidae. The record is from the annotation of a GenBank genome assembly.